CUUUCCUGGGCCUUGCGUCUUCCGUGAGUAAUGGCUCCGGACUCAGGUCCCUUUCCAGAAGGGUCGCUCUUAAAGCUGCUACCCGUAGACGCUAGGGACCGGGGCACCCAGCGCUGUCGCCUGGGCCCGGCGGCCCUCCGCGCCUUAGGCGCGCACCUGGGCUCGGCGGUGGAGAUCUCGCUGCCUGACGGCGGCUCCUGCCUCUGCACCGCCUGGCCGCGGCGGGAUGGAGCGGACGGCUUUGUGCAACUGGAUCCGCAGUGCGCGAGCCCGGGGGCGGCAGUGGGGGCGCCGGGGUCCCGGGGAAGUCUGAACCUGAGCCGACUCCGGUUAGUGCCCUGCCCGCCCCUUCGGCUCCUCGCCGUGUGGCCGGUGUUGCGGGAGCUGGCGGGCGUGUCUGGUGCCCCAAAUCCAGCCGCGGUGCUGGAGGCGGCGCAGGAGCUGCUGAGGAACCGUCCGGUCUCUCUGGGCCACGUGGUGGCCGCUCCUCCGGGCGCUCCCGGCCCGGUGGCCGCCCUGCACAUCGUCAGCGGGGCACCCAACCCAAAUCCGGCCGGGCUGGUCACCCCUCGCACCCACAUCAGUCUGAGCGGGCUACCUCCGUCGGAAGAGGAGCCGCAGCCCGAGGUGCCCCUGGGGGGCCUUUCCGAGGCGGCCGACUCGCUGCGGGAGCUCCUCGACUUGCCGCUCAGCUACCCCCGCGCCUUGGCCUCACUGGGGCUAGAAGUGCCACGCGGGGUGCUCCUGGCUGGCCCCCCCGGAGUGGGCAAGACCCAGCUAGUGCGGGCCGUGGCCCGAAAGGCGGGCGCGGAGCUGCUGGCCGUGAGUGCACCCACGCUGCAGGGCUCCCGGCCCGGGGAGACCGAGGAGAACGUGCGGCGGGUCUUCCAGCGCGCGCAGGAGCUAGCCAGCCACAGGCCCACCCUUCUCUUCCUGGACGAGGUGGACGCCCUGUGUCCCCGGCGGGGCGGCCCACACCAAGCCCCCGAGAGCCGCGUGGUGGCCCAGGUGUUGACGCUGCUAGACGGCAUCAGUGGGGGCCGGGAGGUGGUGGUUGUGGGAGCCACCAACCGGCCGGACGCACUAGACCCAGCGCUGCGUAGACCUGGGAGAUUCGACCGAGAGAUUGUCAUUGGAACUCCCACACUUAGACAAAGAAAGGCGAUUCUACAAGUGAUUACCUCAAAGAUGCCCAUCUCCAGUCAAGUCGAUUUGAGCCUCCUUGCAGAAAUGACUGUUGGCUAUGUUGGUGCAGACCUGACCGCACUCUGUAGGGAGGCUGCCAUGCACGCUCUGCUUCAUAGUGAGAAGAACCAGGACAAUCCAAUGAUUGAUGAAACAGACUUCCUUGAAGCUUUUAAAAAGAUCCAGCCCUCAUCAUUUCGAAGUGUCAUUGGACUGAUGGACAUCAAGCCUGUUGGCUGGGAGCAGAUUGGUGGCCUUGAAGAUGUAAAACUGAAGUUAAAACAGAGCAUUGAAUGGCCUCUGAAAUUCCCUCGGGAAUUUGUUAGGAUGGGCCUGACAGAGCCAAAGGGAGUUCUCCUGUAUGGUCCCCCUGGGUGCGCUAAAACCACCCUGGUGAGGGCCCUGGCCACGAGCUGUCAUUGCUCUUUUGUUUCAGUGAGCGGAGCUGAUCUCUUUUCACCUUUUGUUGGCGAUUCAGAAAAAAUCUUGUCUCAGGUAUUUCGACAAGCAAGAGCAAAUACUCCAGCAAUUGUGUUUUUGGAUGAAAUUGAUUCAAUCUUGGGCUCUCGAUCAAUCAGCAGAACAGGAUGUAACGUUCAAGAACGUGUUCUUUCUGUUCUCCUAAAUGAAUUAGAUGGUGUUGGAUUGAAGACUAUAGAGAGAAGAGGAAGUAAAUCAGAUCAACAUGGUAAAUACAAGGAGCUGGAAAAAAACGAAGAGCUAGAGUUUCAGGAAGUUUUUAAUAGCAAUGUCAUGAUUGUUGCAGCAACAAAUAGACCUGAUGUGUUAGAUGAUGCCUUGUUACGGCCUGGAAGAUUAGACAAGAUUAUUUAUAUUCCACCUCCAGAUGAAAAGGGCAGGCUUUCUAUUCUGAAAGUCUGUACAAAAAACAUGCCAAUGGGGCCUGAUAUUUCCUUGGAAAAUGUAGCAGCACAUACCUGUUUUUUCUCUGGAGCUGAUCUUGGAAACCUCUGCAAAGAAGCCGCCUUGCUGGCUCUGCAAGAAAAUGGACUGGAAGCGACCACAGUGAAACAAGAGCACUUUCUAGAAUCACUUAAGACUGUAAAACCAUCCUUAAGUCACAAGGAUUUGACUUUAUAUAAAAACUUAUUUCAGAAACAAGGAUUUUCUAACUUAGAAGAUAUUUAAAAAUUAUUUUACAUACCUGCUUAAGGAUUAACUUAAAUGUGAACGUGCAUUAUAAUUUGCAACUUCACACUCUGUGUGUAUUUCCUAUAAAUAAAAAAACUUGUGCCUAAUAAGCUAAGAUUUCAUACUUACAGAAAAGUUAAAAGAAUAAUACAAAGAACUCUUAUAUACUCUUAACCCAGAUUCUCCAAUUUUUAACAUUUUCCUACAUUUGUCUCCUUUCUCUCUCUCCCUCCUCCCUCCUCCCCACCACAGUAUUUUUCUGAACUAUUUAAAAGUAGAUUUUACACAUCA
Molecule: messenger RNA, 2628 nt
Organism: Lagenorhynchus albirostris (white-beaked dolphin)
Lineage: Eukaryota; Metazoa; Chordata; Mammalia; Artiodactyla; Delphinidae
Gene: AFG2B
Product: AFG2 AAA ATPase homolog B
Exons: 8
Coding region: 31-2334 (767 amino acids)
Molecular function (GO): ATP hydrolysis activity; ATP binding
Source: RefSeq, a predicted model, not a curated record